GUUGCGCGGAUACACUUCGUAGGUCGAGACUUUCGAAAACUUCAGAAACACAAUUAGAAAGCACAAGAAACGUAAUCGCAGUUCGCGGCUCGUUUAAAAUCCGAAAACCUAAAUUUUACCAUAUAAGCAAAGGGCUUUCAGUUUCACGCUCGGCACCAAAGGGAGUCCAAAAAGAAAUGGCGGCUUCGCAGGAAGUGAAAACUGGCGCCCCUGAGGCGGGCGCGGUCCUGGAGCAAACCGAGAAGAUGGCCAUGUCGCCGGCCAAAGAAGCGGAAGCGUAAUAUUUUUGCACUUAGAUAUAUUUUUAGUGUUGCUAUCUCGACCUUGGCAAAGAAACUUGGUUGUCCUGCAUCUGUGAGGAGAAGUAAGUAGACGGAGUUCCAUUGAGUUCCCCUGUGGGCGGAUGAAGCGCUACUCCAAGAUGAGUUUGAGUCUAGAUGUAGUUAGAUGAAAUCGAAUCUUCUUGAUGCAGCUGCGUCACAAGUUCAAAUACAAAUUCAAAACUCAACUCCAGGUUGUUCGCGAAGCAACAGGAGUCGCAGCGUUUGGUCAACGCGGAAGCGUACGGAGCCUGCGACCACCCGGCUGACGACAAGUUGCUGGCGAAGAAGGCUGGACUCCUCGGUGAGGACCAUGCCGCUCCAGGGAUCAAAACCCUGUUGCGCAAGUUCGUCUUCCAGGUCUUGAUUUUCGUGCUGGUGACCGCCACGAUUGGCCUGGGCUUGCAGGUUUUGUUCCUGGUGCCGCAGCCGUUCGGCGACCAAGUGGGUAUGUAUUUUAUUUAUAUAUACUUAGUAGUUAGAUGUUCAUGUUCUUGAUGUUGGGUUCUCGUGUUAUCUAUGUUCUCGUGUUAUGUAGGUGUUGUGUAUGCGUUCUUCUUCUUGUUACUUAUCUGGGUUGCUGUGGUUGUUUAAGAUCAAGUGAGUGGCUUCCCGCCGAUAUUGUACCGCUUUCACUGCAGUCAUAUUACCUAUGAUGUGCACCUGUGCCUGCGGGCCGAAGCGCAUUCGGCGCGCAUCUUUUUGUGGGUCGUACAGCGUGGCCUGAGUUGUACUUGUGCAUCACGCGUAAGUUGAAUCGCGCGCAGUGAAUAUUUCUUUGGCCGCACACAAAUCAAAUUACAUACAGGCUGGUCCACGUCUUGGCCGCUAGUCGGGGAGUCGAGUGCGGAUGAUGGGGCUGCGGUGCCUGCUUCUUUCAUACAGGCCGGCGCAGCCUCCUGCCUUUCGAAAACAGAAGCAGAAGGCUACUACGAGCAGUGCGGGUGCGCAGAAGGCUGGAAACCCGUCGGGGGUUCGAGCACUGCCUGCUACAGGCACACGGCGGGGCCCUUAUGUUCUUGAAAAGAGUUUCGCUCUCCGCACUGCCAAGGUCCAGCAAUGUCGGCCAGACGAAAUUUUCACUAAAUUAGCGCUGUCCCGUUUCGUAAAAAAGGAAACGUAUAGACGGACGGAGAAUUGCGCAGCCCAUCCCCAUUAAAAUCGUGGCUAAAGCUAGAGCAGUGAGUUGUCUUGUAUUGAUCAAUCGUGUUACAAGACGCCUUGCAGAUUACCGCUCUGGAUCGAAUGGUGCAUCGCUGCAUCGAAAAUUUCGUCUGUACUGAUGUGCGAAGCAUAGAAUGAUGUUAGCUUCGUUCGUCAAAACGGGAAGUAGUGCGCUAGCGCAGCCAUCGCCUUUCUCAAGGGAGCGAACUUUUUUCAAGGUGAUAGCUAGGUGGAACCUUCCCGAACUCGGCGGAAGCCUUGGGCGCCAAGUGGCAGUAUGCCGAAGACUUAGUAAGCGGAAAGGCCGGUGGAUGCCCUGUCCAGAUCAAGAUCCCGUUCAACGGCGGCACUGUGCAGGCGGCUUGCCAAUGGUUUAACGGUAGAGAGUGCCACUGCAAUAACGAGUAAUACUUUUUAUUAUUUCUCAAGGUCGUCGUUGGACCUGGUCCUGUUAUCUGUUGAUCACAUACAUUUUCAAUGCUACGACGCCAUCUUUUUUGUUUGUAAGUUCGCAUGAUCUUCAUCUUCUCCACAUAGAACACGAAUAGUAAGCGACGAGAGCAUAACCUGCCGAAUGCAGAGGCUUGAGAAGAUGUUCGACCCCGAUUGGUCGAAGGAGUACGCUAACAUGUAAAAGUGUAUUUUUCCUUUGACUGCACUUUUCGACACGACUCUUGCGAAUACGCACAACUAGUCGCACAGCAAAAUAAAGCACGUCUACUCAGCGUCAGCACGACAUUAUCAGGAAAACAAAUACAAAGCAAGUCCUUUUUUCGAGUUUCUUCACCUUUCUUUCAUUUUGCUCGCUCUUUGCUUUGCAACGUAAAUACGCGCCAAGAUGAUUUUCUUUCGAAUAGCCACGGCUGACGAAAAGGUCCUGGCGCCAAUUCUUUGCAUUGCGAUAUUGAGGCCUUUUGAUGUUUUAAACCUUUAAUAAAACCACGAGCACCACCAACCCAGCAUCAUUAACUCAGUUUCAUGAACCUAUCAUCACCAACCUAGCACCACCAACCUAGCACCACCAAUCAACCUAGCAUCACCAACCUAGCACCACCAACCUAGCAUCACCAACCUAGCAAAACUAACCUAGCACCAGCACCAACCCAACACUACCAACCCAGCAGUUUCGAUUUAUUUUGACAAAAGCGGUACAGGAACAUAAGUAGGUAGCCCCAAACAUGAUCACCCCUGGAAGUAGACCGAAGCAUAGGUAGCCCCAAACCCAACUCCCCACCCAACCCACAGAAGACCGGGUUGAAAGAAAGGCCGACACCUUAUCUUAUCAACAAACCCGAAGAACCCAUCACGACCUCAUCUCUUGCAAGAGAUACUUCAACACAAGAAAGCGUUUCUUUCGUGGUCCCCCCGAGCGAGGGUGAAAUUCCAAUGCAGUGCGGCGAAGAUA
This is a messenger RNA of Amoebophrya sp. A120, 2889 nucleotides long. The record is from the annotation of a GenBank genome assembly. NCBI's taxonomy places the organism in Eukaryota, Dinophyceae, Syndiniales, Amoebophryaceae.